AUGUCGCUGCCAUGGGUGACCAAGUUGCUUGCAAUCAUUGAAUCAGAUGCCCCCAUCAACCAAAAGGCUGCCCAGGCCUUGGAUUUGCUCAAGGCCAUUGGCUGGGACCUGAAAAAAAUCACCCAGUCUGUCUGUGUUGAGCUACCUUAUGAACCCACCAAGAGAAAGGCAGCCAUAGAUGCAAAUGCCAGAUUGGCAGAGCAGAGUGGUGGCCUUUUGGCCAAACCUUUUGGCCAAGAAAGGUUCCAAAGCCUUUCGCUGUCCCACACCACUUCCUUCCUCAGAAGCCUUGAAGCUGGUUGCAAACUGGGGAAUGACACUUUGUCAGUAGAGCAGAUGGUUGCUCAAGGAGAUGACUUUGGUAAGAUCUUGCAGGAAGGCUGGGAUUGGACAGUUGUUGCUGCCAAAGUUGAGGAAGAAGUUCCAGCACUCCCUGUCGCAAUGACAAUCGCCCACCAUUACCAGCUGCAACCUCAGGGCAUGAAGAAUUUGGACAGGGCUGUUCAACAAGCAGCAUCGAGCAUGCCACCAUGCCAAAAGUACAUCAAGAACAUUGGCAACUUUGUUGCCAGCUUUGCUGGAGGAGAAUCUUUCAAUCUCUUGAAGUACUUGGACUUCAUCAGUCGCCAAUUUGGUGGUUCUUUGAUGUUUGGAGAGGACUUCACAGACUUGUUGGCCAAUUGCGAUUGGAAGCAGGGCAGCACCACCUUUCCAAUGCUGAGGGUUGCUUUGGCUUGUUGCCAAGUUACUUCUCCAAAAUCUUCUCAGAAAGACGGGUUUGCCAAGCUGAUAGCAAAAUCUGACUUUGACAAGUUGAAAGGGAAAAAGUUGUUGCCCAACCUUUUGAAGGCAGAGUCUUUGAUGCUGGCAGCAUGA
Molecule: messenger RNA, 876 nt
Organism: Cladocopium goreaui
Lineage: Eukaryota; Dinophyceae; Suessiales; Symbiodiniaceae
Source: the annotation of a GenBank genome assembly